Molecule: messenger RNA, 8140 nt
Organism: Eubalaena glacialis (North Atlantic right whale)
Lineage: Eukaryota; Metazoa; Chordata; Mammalia; Artiodactyla; Balaenidae
Gene: PTPRB
Product: protein tyrosine phosphatase receptor type B
Exons: 34
Coding region: 38-6679 (2213 amino acids)
Biological process (GO): angiogenesis; protein dephosphorylation
Molecular function (GO): cadherin binding; protein tyrosine phosphatase activity
Source: RefSeq, a predicted model, not a curated record
UCCUCCAAGCGAAGCAUGAACAGUCGUUAAGUGGAAAAUGGAGGCUGAAUUUUACGUGGCGAUUCUUACCUGCUUCAUCUUCGGGAACUCAGAGGGGUUUCAGAUUGUCCAUGUCCAGAAACAACAGUGCCUUUUCAAAAAUGAGAGAGUGGUCAUGGACUUGUGCAAUGGGACCAGCCAGAACCAGCAGUGGAUGUGGACUGAGGAUGGAAAGCUCCUUCAUGUUAAAUCUGCUCUGUGCCUGGGCAUCUCUGAUUCUUCUGGUGGCCCUUCCCGAUCCGCCAUCUUUGCCCCUUGCUCCCGGGCACCUCGAUGGACUUGCUAUGAGAAGGAAGGGUUCCUUGAGGUGGAAAAUGCCUCUCUCUUUCUCAAGAAACAAGGCUUCAGGGUAGUGGUCAAGAAGGGCAGGAAGUACCUCCACAGCUGGAUGAAAAUAGAUGUCAACGAAGAGGGAAAACCAGUCAAUGAAAGCCUCUGCUCUAAAAAAGCUGGCCUGGGAGCGGAAGUCUCUGUAAGGAGCACUAGAAACACAACUCCUCCCCAAAUCCCCACUACUUUUAAUGCACUUCCAUAUAGCCCGGGACACCUUAUUAGUAAUACCACAGAGACCUUCACCAGAAGUACUACAGAAAACUACAGCCAAAACAGCAGCCAGAGGCAGCACCCCGAUCUGCAGAUGGCUGGAACUACAUCUUGGGUUCCCUGGACUACUCAACCCUUCUCCAGCACCACUGAAGAGACUGGACUGGGGGAGCCAGUGAGAUGCAACUUCACCCUGACAGAGUCCAGGGUCUCCAGCCGGUCCGUGUCUCUCCAGUGGAAAACUUUGGCGUCACCCUGUAACUUUAGCCUCAUCUGCAGCAGUGACACGUCGUGGGUCGCGUGCUGCCACCCCGUGCGGAUAGACAACACCACCUAUGGAUGUAACCCCAAGGAUUUACAAGCGGGAACCAUCUAUAAUUUCAGUAUUAUGUCUCUGGAUGGAGAAGAGAGAACUGUGGUCUUGCAAACAGAUCCUUUACCUCCUGCUAGGUUUGAAGUCAAUAAAGAGAAAAGUACUUCCACCAGUUUGCAUGUCUGGUGGACUCCUUCUUCCGGGAAAGUCACCUGGUAUGAGGUGCAGUUACUUGAUGAUAACCAAAAGACACAGGGGGCCCAAAUUCAAGAAAGAACUUCACGGAAUGAAUAUACAUUUUUAAACCUCACUGCUGGUAGUAAAUACAAAAUUGCCAUCACAGCUGUUUCUGGGGAUAAACGUUCCUCUACGAUUUAUGCCAAUGGAUCAACAGUGCCAUCGCCAGUGAAAGAUAUUGGUAUUUCAGCGAAAACGAAUUCUCUCCUGAUUUCCUGGUCACGUGGCUCUGGGAACGUGGAAAGAUACCAGCUGAUACUAAUGGAUAAAGGAAUUCUAGUUCAUAGUUAUGCCGUGGAUAAAUCUACUGCUUCCUAUGCUUUUCAUGGACUGAUACCUGGUCACCUCUAUAAUGUCACCAUUGUUACCGAGGCUGCAGGGCUGCAAAACUACAGAUGGAAACCAGCCAGGACAACCCCCAUGGAAGUCUCAAAUCUGAAGGUGACAAAUGAUGGCACUUUGACCUCUCUAAAAGUCAAGUGGCAAAGACCUUCUGGAAAUGUGGAUUUCUACAACAUUACACUGUCUCACCAAGGGACCAUCAAAGAAUCCAGAAUAUUAGCACCCCAGAUUACUGAAACUCAAUUUAAAGACUUAGCCCCUGGACGACUUUAUCAAGUCACCAUCAGCUGUGUCUCUGGUGAAUUGUCUGCUCAUAAGAUGGCAGUGGGCAGAACAGUUCCAGACAAAGUUGGGGACCUGGAGGCAAACAGCAAUGGUUCUACAAGGUCCCUGGUAGUGAGCUGGUCGCCCCCUGCUGGAGACUGGGAGCAGUAUCGUAUUCUGCUCUUGAAUGAUUCUUUGGUGCUGCUCAACAUCACCGUGGGAAAGGAGGAAACACACUAUGUCAUAGGUGAUGUGGGGCUCAUACCGGGAAGACAGUAUGAGGUCGAAGUCACUGUUGAGAGCGGCAAUCUGAAGAAUUCUAAGCGUUGCCAUGGCAGGACAGUGCCCCUGGCUGUCCUUCAGCUUCGUGUCAAACACGCCAAUGAAACCUCACUGGGUGUCAUGUGGCAGACCCCUGCAGCGGAAUGGGAGAAAUACAUCAUUUCGCUAAUUGACAGAGACCUCUUACUCAUCCACAAGUUGCUCCCCAAAGAUGCCAAAGAAUUCACUUUUACUGACCUGGUGCCUGGACGAAAAUACAUAGCUACAGUCAGCAGUAUUAGUGGAGACCUGAAAAAUUCAUCUUCAACAAAAGGAAGAACAGUGCCUGCCCAAGUGACCGGCUUGCAUGUGGCCAACCAAGGGACAACAAGCAGUCUAUUCACUAACUGGACCCAAGCACUGGGAGACGUAGACUUCUACCAAGUCUUACUGAUCCAUGAAAACGUGGUCAUCAAAAAUGAAAGUGUCUCCAGUGACACCAGCAGAUACAGCUUCCACUCCCUCAAAUCGGGCAGCCUUUACUCCAUGGUGGUAACCACAGUAAGCGGAGGAAUCUCUUCCCGACAAGUGGUGAUGGAGGGAAGGACAGUCCCUUCCAGUGUGAGUGGAGUAAGGGUGAACAACUCUGGUCGCAAUGACUACCUCAGCAUAUCCUGGCUGCCGGCUCCUGGAGACGUGGAUAACUACGUGGUGACACUCUCCCACGAUGGCAGAGUGGUUCAGUCCCUCGUGAUUGCCAAGUCUGUCAGCGAAUGUUCCUUCAGCUCCCUCACCCCCGGCUGCCUCUACAAUGUGACCAUAACUACGAGGAGUGGCAAGUAUGAAAAUCAUUCCUUCGGCCAAGAGCGGACAGUGCCUGACAAGGUCCAGGGAGUCAGUAUCAGCAACUCGGCCAGGAGCGACUAUUUAAAGGUAUCCUGGGUACAUGCCACUGGAGACUUUGAUCACUAUGAAGUCACCAUUAAAAACAAAAACAACUUCAUUCAGACGAAAAGCAUUCCCAAGUCUGAAAACGAGUGUAUAUUUGUUAAGCUAGUCCCUGGACGGUUGUACAGUGUCACUGUUACUACAAAAAGUGGACAAUAUGAAGCCAGUGAACAAGGGAAUGGAAGAACAAUCCCAGAGGCUGUUAAGGAUCUCACAUUGCAGAACAGGAGCACUGAGGGCCUUCAGGUGACAUGGACACGAGCUGAUGGGGACGUCGACCAGUAUGAGAUCCAACUGCUUUUCAACGAUAUGAAAGUAUUUCCUCCUUUUCACCUUGUCAAUACCGCAACUGAGUAUCGAUUCACCUCCCUCACACCAGGGCGCCAGUAUAAAAUUCUUGUCUUGACGAUCAGUGGAGAUGUUCAACAGUCAGCCUUCAUUGAGGGCUUCACAGUUCCUAGUGUUGUCAAAAAUAUUCACGUUUCUCCCAACGGGGCGACAGAUAGCCUGACGGUGAACUGGACUCCAGGUGGGGGGGACGUGGAUUCCUACACGGUGUCAGCGUUCAGGCAAAAUCAAAAGGUUGAGUCUCAGACCGUCCCCAAGCUUGUCUCUGAGCACACGUUCCACAGGCUGGAGGCCGGGGAGCAGUACCGGAUCGUGAUCGCCUCUGUCAGCGGGUCCCAGAAGAACCAGGUAGAUGCGCUCGGGCGGACAGUCCCAGCGUCCGUCCAGGGAAUAACUGCCGACAAUGCAUACAGUAGUCACUCCUUAAUAGUAAGUUGGCAAAAAGCUGUUGGCGUGGCAGAAAGGUAUGAUAUCCUGCUUCUAAGUGAAAAUGGGAUCCUCCUAAGUAACACGUCAGAGGCAGCCACCACUAAGCAGCACAAAUUUGAAGACCUAAUACCAGGAAAGAAAUACAAGAUACAGAUCCUAACCGUCAGUGGAGGCCUUUUUAGCAAGGAAGCCCAAACCGAAGGCCGAACAGUCCCAGCAGCUGUCACCAACCUGAGAAUCACAGAGAACGCCACCAGACACCUGUCCUUCAGCUGGACCCCCUCAGAGGGGGAGCUCAAAUGGUACAACAUCUUUCUGUACAACCCAGAUCGAACUCUUCAGGAGCGAGCUCAAGUUGGCCCGCAAGUCCAGAGCUUCUCUUUUCAGAACUUGCUACAAGGUCGAAUGUACAAAAUGGUGAUUGUAACUCACAGUGGGGAGCUGUCUAAUGAGUCUUCCAUAUUCGGUAGAACAGUCCCAGCCUCUGUGAGUAACCUCAAGGGAUCCAAUCGAAACAUGACAGACAGUCUCUGGUUCAGCUGGAGUCCAGCCUCUGGGGACUUCGACUUUUAUGAGCUGAUUCUCUAUAACCCCAAUGGCACAAAGAAGGAAAACUGGAAAGACAAGGACCUGACGGAGUGGCGUUUCCAUGGCCUCGUUCCCGGAAGGAAAUACACGCUGUGUGUGAUAACUCAUAGUGGAGAUCUCAGCAACAAGGUCACGGGGGAGAGCAGAACAGCCCCAAGUCCUCCCAGUCUUAUGUCAUUUGCGGAUGUUGCGAACACAUCGUUGGCCAUCACCUGGAAAGGGCCACCGGACUGGACAGACUACGAUGACUUUGAGCUGCAGUGGUUCCCCAGAGAUGCCGUCACAGUCUUCAACCCCUACAGCAACAGAAAAUCAGAAGGACGCAUCGUGUAUGGUCUUCGUCCAGGGAGAUCUUAUCAAUUCAGUGUCAAGACUGUCAGUGGUGAUUCCUGGAAAACCUACAGCAAACCGAUUUUUGGAUCUGUGAGGACAAAGCCAGACAAGAUACAGAAUCUGCAUUGCCGUCCUCAGAACUCCACGGCCAUCGCCUGUUCUUGGAUCCCUCCCGAUUCUGACUUUGAUGGGUACAGCAUUGAGUGCCGGAAAAUGGACACUCAAGAAGUUGAGUUCUCCAGAAAGUUGGAGAAAGAAAAAUCUCUGCUCAACAUCAUGAUGCUAGUGCCCCAUAAGAGAUACCUGGUGUCCAUCAAGGUGCAGUCAGCCGGCAUGACCAGUGAGGUGGUUGAAGACAGCACCAUCACCAUGAUAGACCGCCCUCCUCCUCCACCUCCACAUAUUCGGGUGAAUAAAAAGGAUGUGCUAAUUAGCAAAUCUUCCAUCAACUUUACUUUCAACUGCAGCUGGUUCAGUGACACCAAUGGAGCUGUGAAAUACUUCACAGUGGUGGUGAGAGAGGCUGACGGCAGUGAUGAGCUGAAGCCAGAACAACAGCACCCUCUGCCCUCCUACCUGGAAUACAGGCACAAUGCUUCCAUUCGGGUGUAUCAGACUGAUUAUUUUGCCAGCAAAUGUGCGGAAAGUCCUGACAGCAACUCUAAGAGUUUUAACAUUAAGCUUGGUGCAGAGAUGGAGAGCCUGGGUGGAAAAUGUGAUCCCAAUCAGCAAAAAUUUUGUGACGGACCGCUGAAGCCGCGCACGGCCUACAGAAUCAGCAUUCGGGCUUUUACCCAGCUAUUUGAUGAGGACCUGAAGGAAUUCACAAAGCCACUCUAUUCAGACACAUUUUUCUCUUUGCCCAUCACCACUGAGUCAGAGCCUUUGUUUGGAGUUAUUGAAGGUGUGAGUGCUGGUCUGUUCUUAAUUGGCAUGCUGGUAGCUGUUGUUGCCUUAUUAAUCUGCAGACAGAAAGCCAGCCAUGGUCGAGAAAGGCCCUCUGCCCGCCUGAGCAUUCGUCGGGAUCGACCACUGUCUGUCCACUUGAACCUGGGCCAAAAAGGUAACCGGAAGACUUCUUGCCCAAUAAAAGUAAAUCAGUUUGAAGGACACUUCAUGAAGCUGCAGGCCGACUCCAACUACCUUCUAUCCAAGGAAUACGAGGACCUAAAAGACGUGGGUCGAAACCAAUCAUGUGACAUUGCACUCUUGCCAGAGAAUAGAGGGAAAAAUCGAUACAACAAUAUAUUGCCCUACGAUGCCUCUCGAGUGAAGCUGUCCAAUGUGGAUGAUGACCCGUGCUCUGACUAUAUUAAUGCCAGCUACAUCCCUGGCAACAACUUCAGGAGAGAAUACAUCGCUACUCAGGGACCUCUUCCCGGCACCAAGGAUGACUUCUGGAAAAUGGCGUGGGAACAGAAUGUUCACAACAUCGUCAUGGUGACCCAGUGUGUGGAGAAGGGCCGAGUAAAGUGUGACCAUUACUGGCCAGCGGACCAGGAUUCCCUCUACUAUGGGGACCUCAUCCUGCAGAUGCUCUCGGAAUCCGUGCUGCCCGAGUGGACCAUCCGGGAGUUUCGGAUAUGCAGCGAGGAACAGCUGGAUGCCCACAGACUCAUCCGCCACUUUCACUAUACGGUGUGGCCGGACCACGGAGUCCCGGAGACCACACAGUCCCUGAUCCAGUUUGUGAGAACUGUCAGGGACUACAUCAACAGGACGCCGGGGGCCGGGCCCACCGCGGUGCACUGCAGUGCCGGUGUGGGUAGGACUGGAACCUUCAUCGCAUUGGACCGAAUCCUCCAGCAAUUAGAUUCCAAAGAUUCUGUGGACAUUUAUGGAGCAGUGCAUGACCUAAGACUUCACAGGGUUCACAUGGUCCAGACCGAGUGUCAGUAUGUAUACCUACAUCAGUGUGUAAGAGAUGUUCUCAGAGCAAGGAAGCUACGGAGUGAACAAGAAAACCCCUUGUUUCCAAUCUACGAAAAUGUGAAUCCAGAGUAUCACAGAGAUGCGGGUUAUUCAAGGCAUUGAGAAUGCACCCGGAGAUCUUCUGGAUCAAAACUAUUCACUGUGUGAUUUCUUUUUAAAAACUUGCUUCAUGCCCUACAGAGGUGCCAGCUAUUUCUGUUGAUACUAUGUAUAAUUUAUUAAUCUGGAGAAUUUUAAAGAAUUUAUGUAAUUUAAAGGUAACAGAUAUUAUUGUACAUAGUUGUAUUUUGUAGUUCCUUCUGUAAAUAUGUAUUUUUUCAUAAUGUUUAAUAUUAAGCUUUAUAUAAUACUAUUUUUCCACACUAAAGUGUUCAUGGCUUGUUCUACAUAAACUAAUUCAACCUGUAUCACAGGAUGACUGGUAAAAUGUGUACGCAGAUGCUUGCUGUGGUGGGGCCGUGGUUUUUACCAGUUUUAAUGCUUACUGGACAGGAUAAAGGGCAGGGCUGGAGAGAGCAGGGAGUACAGCGGGCUUGGCUGCAUUGCUGUCCCAUGAAUCUUAGGAUCCAAAGAUGAUCCAAAUGCGAUUUGGACAAAUAUAACAAUCAAAAGAAAGGACUUGGGGAGAUGGGAUUAAGCAGCACCAAAGGUUAAAUCGGUGGUUGUGCCUCAGGUGGUUAGUCUCUCCCCUUUCUCCUGCCAGACGUUCAAGCCAACGUGGUCAGCUCAGGGGCCACGUAACUUGCCGAGCAAGUCCAGGCUGCAGGGCUGAGGGUUCAGAGAGAGAACGACCCAAACAGAAGUGAUGAAUUCCUCAUAUCGAGAAGCUUGCCACCUGCCCUCCUGACUGGAAACCUAGUCAACAUGCAAAGUGCCAUCCAUAGUGAUGGGAAACUGUUUCACUGCAUCCACAGUGUGCUGUGCAAACACGCAUCCCACACUGGGAUGUGUGUGUUGCCCAAGGGACACACGCUCGUCUUUGUCUCAUUUCUUGGGGGCUGCAUUCCUGGAAAAGUCAAAAUUGCACCAGUCAUACUUGGUUUUCCCAUUAAAGGAAUAUUGAGGCGGCAUAUUAUACUCCUGAUCAAAGGGCCUAACAUCAAUAUCUAUAGAAAUGUCCUCAAACAUCAUAUAUCGUUAAUUUGAAAAACACAAAAACAAAAAUUCAGUGGUGCUUAGUAUAAAAUUUUCCAAAAGCCUUUUUUAGUAAAUCACUGAGGUCAAAAUAUAAGGUAGACACCUUCAGUUGCAUUUAAUAUAAAAAGCACUACAUACUUUACCAAGUUGAUCUUCAGUGUGUGUGCCUAUUUUGACUAUAACAAAUUUCAGUGAGUCAGAAAGUGGGCAUUGCCCUCCCCAAGGUCCAGUUCCGAGGGUCUUCCUGGAGGAAAUUUGAAAGGCAUCUGCACGGUUGUCCUCAUGGCUACCUGAGAGAUGAGUUGGGAAUGUUUGCCUUUUUCUCACUACAAAUUUCUCUGAAAUAAACUUAAGAAUUAGAAAUCAAGGUUGUUGAUCUCACAGCUUCAUUUGCAGAAAGAGUACAUUUCUUGUCAAAAUGUAUAU